AUGGGGGAACAACACGAAUUCGACCAGGAGGGACAUCCCACACAGAGCAGAGCAGUCCUUCCCGACACCUCAUCCGACGAACACGAAUCCGACCAGGAGGGACAUCCCACACCAAGCAGAGCAGUCCUUCCCGACACCUCAUCCGACGAACACGAAUCCGACCAGGAGGGACAUCCCACACCAAGCAGAGCAGUCCUUCCCGACACCUCAUCCGACGAAUUCCGAGCAGUGCACUCAGGGUACCUCUACCCCAUGCUGUGCCACAGGGCUGGGCCGUCAAUACGGGGUUCCCUCCACUUCUUGGCUCCAUGCAGUUCCGAGCAGUGCACUCAGGGUACCAGAGGUACCCCAUCCUGUGCCACAGGGCUGGUAGAGUGUGAAUUGACUCCAAACCUUACCCAAUCUGUGUCCAUUCCAGCCCGAAUCCGACCAGGAGGGACAUCCCACACCGAGCAGAGCAGUCCUUCCCGACACCUCAUCCGACGAACACGAAUCCGACCAGGAGGGACAUCCCACACAGAGCAGAGCACUCCUUCCCGACACCUCAUCCGACGAACACGAAUCCGACCAGGAGGGACAUCCCACACAGAGCAGAGCACUCCUUCCCGACACCUCAUCCGACGAAGUUGCUUCAUGCUCUUGGACCUGUGGCACCUCUUCCGGACCUCCAGCAGGAGCUUCUGCUUGGAUUGCCGAUGUGGAUCCCACCAGUAGUGACGUUGAAAACGACCCCACUUCUCACAGCUAUGAACAGGGCGAUCAGUCUUUUGACACUGACAUCCUCAGUGCAAAUGUGUGCAAGUGUGUAUCCACAACGAUUGCUGAUGUUAUGGUGCUGGCCCUUGCAUACGUCAGCCGACACCAGCCAACGAAACGUGCUUUGCUGGACCUGCUGGUCCUCAUUAACACAAUAUUUCAGAGCAACAUUCU
Molecule: messenger RNA, 930 nt
Organism: Ornithodoros turicata
Lineage: Eukaryota; Metazoa; Arthropoda; Arachnida; Ixodida; Argasidae
Exons: 9
Coding region: 1-714 (237 amino acids)
Source: RefSeq, a predicted model, not a curated record